Helobdella robusta is the source of this 327-nucleotide messenger RNA. RefSeq lists its product as hypothetical. Lineage: Eukaryota; Metazoa; Annelida; Clitellata; Rhynchobdellida; Glossiphoniidae. Bases 1 to 327 code for a protein of 108 amino acids. The transcript is spliced from 3 exons. The record is from RefSeq and is a predicted model, not a curated record.
AUGGGCUAUGCCCGAGCUAUUUCUAGUAAUAAUAAGAAAUACGUUAAAAUGGUCAUGAAACGUGAACUAAACAUCGAUAUACCUGUAGACAGUAAAUUAUAUGAAGGAUGUGUCUAUGGAAAAAUACAUCAAUGGAAAUUUGGAACUCGACCCUCAAAAAAUAAUCCUGGCUACGGUCUUUCUCAAGGUAUUAACUUUUUUUUAAUUGGCACUGCAUGUUUUCAAACGAGGAAACGUGAAAAGAAACAGCAUUUAACAAAUAAUGUGGCACACAUCGAAAUAAAAGAAGAAGCCGGUAAUAUUACUGGAAGUGGAAGGGCCAAUUAA